CGACUGAAUUUUACUAGAGUACUUUGCAGGGACUUCCCAGACUUGGACAGUGUUUUCUACGAAUUAGAAAAAUUGAAAGUGCCAAAAUACGAUCAUCUGAUGGAACUGUUUGCUGAUGACAAGGAGCGCCAACCCGAAACGGUAGCUGUCGGUCGCUGGACUUUGUCGUUGCCGUUUGUGCUGUCAGCAAAUCUUCAUGAAGGCGAUCUUGUCGCCAACUAUCCGUUUGACGCCACCACCAAAGAAGGCGUCAGCGAAUAUUCGGCAUCGCCAGAUGAUGGUACAUUCAGGUGGCUCGCCCAAACCUACGCCAAGAACCAUGCUCACAUGGCGAAGAACGAUCAUCCACCCUGCGACGGGACCAGCAAGGAUGCGUUUGCUAGGCAAGGAGGAAUUACAAACGGUGCCAAGUGGUAUUCGGUCUCGGGUGGGAUGCAGGAUUUCAAUUAUUUGGCUACAAAUGACAUGGAAAUCACACUUGAGCUUAGCUGCGAGAAGAUGCCAGACGGUAAAUUACUGCCACAGUUCUGGGAAGACAAUAAGAAAGCCCUCAUGGAGUACAUUGUACAGGUACAUUCCGGAAUCAAAGGUAUCGUGACCGAUGCAGAAACUAAUGAGCCAAUCUUCCAAGCGGGUGUAUGGAUCCGAAAUGGUACCAAUAAGAUGCCCAUCCGCCAUCCGGUUACCACAUGGGUUCUCGGCGACUACUAUCGUAUUCUGCCGGCUGGAGAUUACGAAGUAAUCGUUACGGCUGAUGGAUACGAACCAGCUGCCCGUAAUGUGACCGUUACCAAUAAAGUCCGCGAUAGCGCCAUGAUUGUGGACUUCGCUCUGAAACCCAUCGUUGAUCAGGAACCUUCAGUAAGUUGUUAA
Molecule: messenger RNA, 873 nt
Organism: Haemonchus placei
Lineage: Eukaryota; Metazoa; Nematoda; Chromadorea; Rhabditida; Trichostrongylidae
Source: the annotation of a GenBank genome assembly